CAAAACACCGCUACGAACGGCCGACGCGGUCACGUGACCGCGCACAGCCUCCUUAGACACUGCGAAGGCGAAGACAGAAGGCGAAAGUGCUCACGUGCACGCGGUCCAAGAUGCACGCGACUUUGGCUCUUCUAAGCUCGGCGCUUUUCGUGGUUCACGUGUCGGCCGGAAACUACCCCAAUUGGGACGGAAAUGACAAGCAACCCCAUUUACCGGUGCCGCGCAACCACAGCUCAAUGCAUAGGCACGUCGGGGCGCAUAGGCAUGGAAGUCGGGGGCUUAAUAGGACUGGGGAGGGUGUUGGACAUGAUUUAAGGGAGAAAAAGGGUGUUAGAAAUAGUGAAUCUGAGAAGUUGAUGGUGGUUGAUGCGAAUACCGGAUAAAAUACAAUCCUUAUAGUAAACAUCAUCCAGGGAGGCAUGUUUGCACAAGAAAUGUAGAUAAACCAAUGAAGACCAAGCAGGCCUACUGUAAGCCUACUUUUAAGAACUACGUUAUAAGGUGUCAAGGAAACCAAAUUUGUAAAGGAGUAAGACUUGUAUACGAGACUCAUUACAAAGAUGUGGUGUCCACUAAAACUUCCAAUGAAGUAAUUUAUGCCUGUUGUCCAGGUUGGACACAAGCCACUAAUAGAAGUAAUGGCUGCAAUAGAGCACAUUGUAGCAAACCCUGCUUAAACGGAGGAAGAUGUGUGAAGCCCGAAAUGUGUGCUUGUCUUAAAGGAUAUGCGGGACUACAGUGCGAAAUACCGGUUAAUACCCCUGACUGCCGAAAACAUUGUUUAAAUGGAGGAAAAUGUUUAAAGCGGGAGACUAAAGACACGUGCAGUUGUCCAAAGGGUUUUGAAGGACAACAAUGUGAAUUCGACAUCACUAAACCUUACUGUUCGAAAGGCUGUGAAAAUGGUGGAAGCUGUACAAAACACGAAUUAUGCACGUGUCCGAAAGGAUUCGCAGGUAGACGCUGCGAAAUAGACAUCGAUGAAUGCAAAGAACAGAAACCCUGUGAUCAAAUAUGCUACAACACUCUAGGAAGUUUUACUUGCCAGUGCAAAGAAGACUUUGUGCUCCAAAAGGACGGACAAACUUGUAGGAAAGAAGAUGAUAAUGAUGGAGGCAUCGAAGCAAAAGACUUAGAAUUCGAAAUGUUGGAUAAGCGAUUAUUGAAGCUAGAAACGAUGAUGGGCGAAAGCCACAAAAAUGAUGUCUCUAAAAAUGAUCUCCAGAAUGUGUACAAAGACAUGGAUUCGAUUUCUCAAGAUAUCAACACCCUUAAAAAUAAAAUAAAUGAUGUGGAAAACUACAGGAACGACAUGUAUGUCUUCAAGACAAAAUUAAACUCCAUCGAGAAAAAAGCCGAAAAAGUCGACGAACUAGUACUUAAAUAUGAUAGAAUAAAGAAAUGUGCCUUUUAUAACAAGAUUUGUAUUUGAGAAGUUGUGACUGAUAAUUUUAAGUUAAAAAAUAUAUGUGUAUAUGUAAAUUUUUAGCUAGGUAUAAGGAAGUAUCUCAAAUUUAUUGAAUCAGUUGGGAAGUUACUUAAUAUGCUUUUAUCGUGGUAUAUAGGUUUGUUCGCGGAGACAAUCUAUGACUGGUUUCUGACUGAUUCACAUGCGCAGUUGUGUUUUAAGCGUUUGUAGUAUUCUAAAUAUGUGAAUGUGACAGAAAGUUUAAUGUUCGCGUAGUUUUUCUCGGAGUAUUUAUUAUUUCUAGGUCCAUUUUCAAUUUCUCUCCUAAUGUCUACGUUCCUCAUCCUAUGAAGUCUAUUGUACCAGCAACAUCGUUUCCAAUAGUCCAUUUCCAUGGCCUUUAAUUUUUAUUUGUUUCUUUGAUUGAUUUUCGAAAGCUUUUUUUGGUGGUAAAUCUUCUAAAGACCGUAUCAGGCCGUGUCCCGUUAAGGAUGACCUGGCGUGUGUUGGAUUCAGGGUGGAAGGAUCCAUACGCACGCAGUCCCCCCAGAGGAGUCGUGCUCACAGAUACACCCAUAGCUCCCUGCCUGCCAACUAAAGUCCACCCCCUUUAUACAGGCUACUCGUGCGGUAGGUCCUCUCCAGACUGGUGCAUCACAUGAAUAGCCCGUCCCCUCCCUCUCUCUCUCUCUCUCUCUCUCUCUCUCUUUCGCCCUCUCUCUCUCACUCUCUUACCUAACUUUGCUGUAGAUUCCUCUCU
This is a messenger RNA of Diabrotica balteata, 2168 nucleotides long. Lineage: Eukaryota; Metazoa; Arthropoda; Insecta; Coleoptera; Chrysomelidae. The record is from the annotation of a GenBank genome assembly.